AUGGAACCUGCACCGCCGUUCAAAACAACCGCUGUUAUAAACGGAGAAUUUCACGAAUUAUCUUUAAAAGAUUAUAAAGGCCAAUACGUCGUUUUAAUUUUUUAUCCCUUUGACUUCUCCAUCAAGUACCCAGGAGAGUUGGCGUCUUAUUCCGAACAUGUUGAUGAUUUUAAGAAACAUAAUAGUCAACUCUUGGUAUGUUCAACAGAUGGUCCUUACACCCACUUAGCUUUAAUAAAUACUUAUGAUGAUGAAAGCAAUCUUGGUCCCAUUAAAAUGCCAAUGUUAGCCGAUAGAAAUCACGAAAUAUCUCGAUGUUACGGCGUGUUAGAUGAAAAAACAGGAAACGCAUUGAGAGCGUUAUUUAUUAUUGAUUCAAAAGGAAUUUUAAGGUAUUUAACAAUCAACGAUCCACGAUUUAAUACAUCAAUUAAAGAUAUAUUAGAAUUAAUUAACGCCUUUAAACAAUUGGAUAAGAACGAUGACCAAACUAUACCCAAAAACGCAAAAAAUCCACCUAAGAAACUAAAAGGUGUUGAAAAACCAUCUGAUUCAAGAGUGGAACGACAAAAAGUACGACAAGAAGUACAAAAAAUUACAAUCGAUCAAAAAAGGAAUUCAAAACCUGACUGUUGUUAUAAUAAAACCGAAGUUGAAGAAAAACCCAAACCCGCCACAAAAUCAAAAGCAGAACAAGUGGAAUCUAUUUGUUCCAAUCCUAGUAAGUGUCAAGAAUGCAAAGUUCAUGGAUACGCUUAUUUGUAG
Molecule: messenger RNA, 765 nt
Organism: Onthophagus taurus
Lineage: Eukaryota; Metazoa; Arthropoda; Insecta; Coleoptera; Scarabaeidae
Source: RefSeq, a predicted model, not a curated record